Molecule: messenger RNA, 1068 nt
Organism: Phytophthora sojae
Lineage: Eukaryota; Oomycota; Peronosporomycetes; Peronosporales; Peronosporaceae
Exons: 1
Coding region: 1-966 (321 amino acids)
Biological process (GO): tetrahydrofolylpolyglutamate metabolic process
Cellular component (GO): vacuole
Molecular function (GO): gamma-glutamyl-peptidase activity
Source: RefSeq, a predicted model, not a curated record
AUGGCGCUCUCGUCGGUCUGGUCGCUGCUGCUGUCCGUCGCCCUGAGCCUGUCGCUCACGUGCGCUGCCAGCCCCCGCGGCCCCAUCAUCGGCGUCUUCGCGCACCCGAUCUCGCAGCACGGCGAGUACAUCGCGGCCUCGUACGUCAAGUGGGUCGAGAGCGCCGGCGGCCGCGUCGUCCCCAUCCCGUACAACGCGCCCAAGCCGUACCUGGAGCAGCUGCUACCGCAGCUCAACGGGCUGCUCUUCCCGGGGGGCGCCGCCACCGUCAAUGACCGCGCCGAGCGGCUGUUCCAGCUGGCGCUGGAGCUCAACGACAAGGGCGUGCACUUCCCCGUGUGGGCCACUUGUCUGGGCUUCGAGUGGCUCGUGCAGCUCACGACGAAGGACAUGGACUCGCUGACCAAGGGGCUGGACGCCAUGAACAUCACGCUACCCCUGAACUUUACCUCGGAGGCCCCUACCAGCCGCCUCUUCAGCCAGGCGAGCCCCGAACUUUACUCGUGGCUCAAGGACAAGCCCAUCACAAUGAACAACCACGAGAUGGGGAUCACCCCCGAGCGGUUCAACCAGUACUCGUCCCUCACGGACUUUUACACGGUGCUGGCCACCAACGUAGACAGGCAGGGGGUGGAGUUCAUCUCGGCCUUUGAAGCCAAGGAGUACCCGGUCUACGCCGUGCAGUUCCACCCGGAGAAGAACAGCUUCGAGUACGGCGAGUACCUGGACGGCACGCCCUACGAGGUGAUCGACCACUCGCGGGAGGGGAUCGCGAGCGGACAGUUCUUUGCCAACUUCUUCAUUGAUGAAGCUCGCAAGAACGACUUGCGGUUUGAAGACCCCAAGGCGGAGCGCAGCGCGCUGAUUUACAACUACCUGACGUCGACGAUCACGGACCCGGGCUUCGUCCAGUCGUACAUCUUCAAGCACGACUUUAAAAUGGACUUCUGGGCCGUGCAGAUGUAAAACAAAAUGUGAGUGAGAGAGAAGCUGAUAAGGGAGAUUGAUCGCGUUGCAGGUGAUUUUGGCCGUGUGCAGAUGCAGUUACGAGUGCAAGGGUAACUAAUC